Molecule: messenger RNA, 5081 nt
Organism: Mustela erminea (ermine)
Lineage: Eukaryota; Metazoa; Chordata; Mammalia; Carnivora; Mustelidae
Gene: SLITRK3
Product: SLIT and NTRK like family member 3
Exons: 2
Coding region: 470-3406 (978 amino acids)
Biological process (GO): axonogenesis; positive regulation of synapse assembly; regulation of presynapse assembly
Cellular component (GO): GABA-ergic synapse; postsynaptic density membrane
Molecular function (GO): protein binding
Source: RefSeq, a predicted model, not a curated record
GAACCCAAAAAACAAAACAAAAAAAACAACAGAAAACAAAAACCCAGAGACGGAGCCAGGACUCUCAGGACAGCGAGGCUCGACAGCGAAUCCAGAGCACCGAGAUUUUAAGUCCAAGAACCCAGUCCUAGGACACCUCUGCCUGCCUACCAUCGAAGGUAUAUAGAACUGUGGUCCGGAGCUCUCUGUCACUGGCGGCGUCAAGCUAGGUGAGCGCCCGGCUUUCCCAUUGGUAUGCAGCGACCAUUUCCCUUCAAGUCUCAAAGGUGGAAACACUUAAAAGGAUUACAAGCGUGAUUUGGUGGCCUUACUGAAAGUUGGUGGCAUGAAGAAGAGAAACUGCAAGGCUACGGCAUGUUGGAUACAAUUCAGCCUCCCAGAGAGUUUGCACCUCCCGCUGGGCAGCCCCUCGGAGCAGAUCUCGGAGAUCUAGAGCGCUCUGCGCCGAUAGUUUUGUAAGCAACUACGAAUGAUGAAACCUUCCAUAGCUGAGAUGCUUCACAGAGGGAGGAUGUUGUGGAUAAUUCUUCUAAGCACAAUUGCUCUAGGAUGGACUACCCCGAUUCCCCUGAUAGAGGACUCAGAGGAAAUAGAUGAGCCCUGUUUUGAUCCAUGCUACUGUGAAGUUAAAGAAAGCCUCUUUCAUAUACAUUGUGACAGUAAAGGAUUUACAAAUAUUAGUCAGAUUACUGAGUUCUGGUCAAGACCUUUUAAACUGUAUCUGCAAAGGAAUUCAAUGAGGAAAUUGUACACCAACAGUUUUCUUCAUUUGAACAACGCUGUGUCCAUUAACCUUGGGAACAAUGCAUUGCAGGACAUUCAAUCAGGAGCUUUCAAUGGUCUUAAGAUUUUAAAGAGGUUAUAUCUACAUGAAAACAAACUAGACAUCUUCAGAAAUGACACCUUCCUUGGCUUGGAAAGUCUGGAAUAUCUGCAGGCAGAUUACAAUGUCAUUAAACGUAUUGAGAGUGGGGCAUUUCGGAACCUAAGUAAAUUGAGGGUUCUGAUUUUAAAUGAUAAUCUCAUUCCCAUGCUUCCAACCAAUUUAUUUAAGGCUGUCUCCUUAACCCAUUUGGACCUACGUGGAAACAGGUUAAAGGUUCUUUUUUACCGAGGAAUGUUAGACCACAUUGGCAGAAGCCUGAUGGAGCUCCAGCUGGAAGAAAAUCCCUGGAACUGUACAUGUGAGAUAGUGCAAUUGAAGAGUUGGCUGGAACGCAUUCCUUACACCGCCCUGGUGGGAGACAUCACCUGUGAGACCCCUUUCCACUUCCAUGGAAAGGACCUGCGAGAAAUCAGGAAGACGGAACUCUGUCCCUUGUUGUCCGACUCUGAGGUGGAGGCUAGUUUGGGGAUUCCCCACUUGUCAUCAAGCAAGGAGAACGCAUGGCCAACUAAGCCUUCCUCAAUGUUGUCUUCUGUCCAUUUUACUGCUUCUUCUGUUGAAUAUAAGUCCUCAAAUAAACAGCCGAAGCCCACAAAACAGCCCCGAACACCAAGGCCACCUUCCACAUCCCAAGCUUUGUACCCCGGUCCAAAUCAACCUCCUAUUGCUCCUUACCAGACCAGACCACCCAUUCCCAUUAUAUGUCCUACUGGGUGUACAUGUAAUUUACACAUCAACGACCUUGGCUUGACUGUCAACUGCAAAGAGCGAGGAUUUAAUAACAUUUCUGAACUUCUUCCGAGGCCACUGAAUGCCAAGAAACUUUACCUGAGUAGCAAUCUGAUUCAGAAAAUAUACCGUUCUGAUUUUUGGAAUUUCUCCUCCCUGGAUCUCUUGCAUCUGGGGAACAAUCGUAUUUCUUAUGUCCAGGAUGGAGCCUUCAUCAACCUGCCCAACCUAAAGAGCCUCUUUCUCAAUGGCAACGAUAUCGAGAAGCUGACACCAGGCAUGUUCCGAGGCCUACAGAGUUUGCAUUACUUGUACUUUGAGUUCAAUGUCAUCCGAGAAAUUCAGCCUGCAGCCUUCAGCCUCAUGCCCAACUUGAAGCUGCUAUUCCUCAACAAUAACUUGCUGAGGACCCUGCCAACAGAUGCGUUUGCAGGCACAUCCCUGGCCCGGCUUAACCUGAGGAAGAACUACUUCCUCUACCUUCCUGUGGCUGGUGUCCUAGAACACUUGAAUGCCAUUGUCCAGAUAGACCUCAAUGAGAAUCCUUGGGACUGUACCUGUGAUCUGGUCCCCUUCAAACAGUGGAUUGAAACCAUCAGUUCAGUCAGUGUAGUGGGUGAUGUGCUUUGCAGGAGCCCUGAGAACCUCACCCAUCGUGAUGUACGCACGAUUGAGCUGGAAGUUCUCUGCCCAGAGAUGCUGCACAUCCCACCAGCUGGAGCAUCCCCAGCCCAGUCUGGAGAUUCUCACCUUGCUGGGGGGCCAACGAGUGCAUCACCUUAUGAGUUCUCGCCCCCUGGGGGCCCUGUGCCACUUUCUGUGUUGAUUCUCAGCCUGCUGGUUCUUUUUUUUUCUGCAGUCUUUGUUGCUGCAGGCCUCUUUGCCUAUGUGCUUCGACGGCGCCGGAAGAAGCUGCCCUUUAGAAGCAAGAGGCAAGAAGGUGUGGACCUUACUGGCAUCCAGAUGCAAUGCCACCGGCUUUUUGAGGACGGUGGAGGUGGUGGAGGUGGAAGUGGAGGUGGUGGCAGACCCACUCUUUCCUCCCCAGAGAAGGCUCCUCCUGUGGGCCACGUUUAUGAGUACAUCCCCCACCCAGUUACCCAGAUGUGCAACAACCCCAUCUAUAAGCCUCGAGAGGAGGAGGAGGCGGCUGUUUCAUCAGUCCAGGAGGCAGGGAAUGCAGAACGAGGGGGUUCUGGGACACAACCACCAGGAAUAGGUGAGGUUCUCCUAGGAAGUGAGCAGUUUGCUGAGACACCCAAGGAGAACCACAGCAACUACCGGACCUUGCUGGAAAAAGAAAAGGAAUGGGCCCUGGCAGUGUCCAGCUCCCAGCUCAACACCAUAGUGACGGUGAAUCACCAUCACCCUCACCAUCCAGCAGUUGGUGGAGUUUCAGGGGUAGUUGCAGGAACCGGGGGAGACUUGGCUGGGUUCCGCCACCAUGAGAAGAAUGGCGGGGUGGUGCUGUUUCCUCCUGGGGGAGGCUGUGGUGGUGGCAGUAUGCUACUAGACCGAGAGAGGCCACAACCAGCCCCCUGCACAGUGGGAUUCGUGGAUUGUCUCUAUGGCACUGUGCCCAAAUUAAAGGAACUGCACGUCCACCCUCCUGGCAUGCAGUACCCAGACUUACAGCAGGACGCCAGGCUCAAAGAAACCCUUCUCUUCUCGGCUGGAAAGGGCUUCACAGACCACCAAACCCAAAAAAGUGAUUACCUCGAGUUAAGGGCCAAACUUCAAACCAAGCCGGAUUACCUCGAAGUCCUGGAGAAGACAACAUAUAGGUUCUAACAGUAAAAGAAAAAUAAAUUAGUGCUUUUUUUUUUUCCCAAAAGAAAAGGAAAAUAAAAGAAAUAUAUUCCUUGCUCCCUUUACACUUGUCCCAAUAACUCCAUUCUCACAAACUUCCCUGCCCUGAACAGCACUGAAACCGCAUGAUAACUAGAAAAUACAGAUGUAUGCUCUCCCCUCUCAGAUGUGAUUUGGAGGAAGGGCCAUACUCAGAUCAUUAAUCAAUGAAGUGCCUUCGCAGACUUUUGCCAGCAAAUGUUAUCAUUAUUUUUUUAUACUGAAACUUGAGACUUUGACUGUGCCAUGUAUAAGGUAUAUUGGGGAUCGUUGUAUUGAUCCUAAUUAAGUAAAACUCAAUGUGUCUUUUUAUUUUCAGUAUAUAUAUUUUUUAAUUUGUAGUUUUGUUUGACAGGGAGGGGGGAAAACAAAUUGAUAUUUGUGGCUUUCUUUCCUCUUCCCAUCAUGGCACAGAUUCUGUACAUGUAUUAACAAUGCAGUUUGCUGCAUGCCUGGAAACUGCAAGAUGGGGAGGGAGGGGGCGGGUCUUGCUCGAAUGUUCUCACCCACUCUUUUUUCUGUCACACACAUACCUACACGCUAAUCACAAAUCCCUGCACACAGUUAGGUCCCUAAACCUGCAGCCUUUUCCUUCUGGUGUAGGAACACGCACACACAAAUGUACACAUGUGCGCGUGCAUGCGCACACAAACACAGGUUCCCUAUUCCUUUUCAACCCAAUCUAAUUAUUUUGGGUUUGAUCCAUUCCUCUACUCUUCAUAGCUUCAUCUUCCCUUCACCCCUAGUGUACAGCUCUCUCCUACCACCGUGGGAAAAGUCAUAUUCUAGGUUGGAUCCUACCGAAGUGGAAGCCUGGUGGUUUAACAGCUGGAGGCACACCUAGGGAUGAGCAUCCUCUUUGUGACACUUCAUCCUGAUGCCAAGAUUUUUUGGAGAACAUCUGCACUUUCUUAUAUAUAUAUAUAUAUAAAAUAUUAAAAAAUAAAAAAGCAACUGGGUAUAUAUCACUAACAGCUUUGUAGGAAGCACUUUUAAUGUUUUCUCUCUCACACACAAAGAUUCAAAAGAAAUGUGCAUAUAUUUAUUCUGUAAUUUCAGUGAUUAUAAAUUGUAAAGGUAAUGUUUAAUCAUUGUAUAGUGAUUAUGCGUCUGGUAUAGCUUUCCUAAUAAAAAGUUUUUGAAAAACAUAAUACAUUAUAUAGAGGAUACCAAGCUUGAACCUUAAACUCCAGCUAUGCCAUGCCUUUCGUGCUCCCAUUUAAAAAAAAAAAAAAAUCUUUCUUUUACUUGUUAUACAGAGAGCUAGUUUAUUAACAAGUUUGAUGCACUGUGAUGUUGAUAAAUCUUAUAACCCACCACCCCAUCACAUACCAGGAUACAACUGGGACUUAAAAAAGAUCUGAUUUACGUAGUUGAGUUUUUUCUCUUGGAUUAUGACUUUCAAAUUCAAAAACCCAGCGAUGCACCAGUUUUCCUAGGCAGGUUGUGAUUGGGAGAAAAUAAAGAAGUAGGUUUCUAAGAAGUAGAAGAUUACAUAGAGGAGAUAAUAAAGGAAUCAAGGACCCAUGCACCUUAAGACAGUAAAUGACAUAAAGAAAAAGGAAAGUGAAAUUGCUAUUCUUUUUUAAAAACGUAGUAAAAUUACACACGCACACAC